AUGUUUCACACAUGUCUCCUCACACUCGCUUCGCUGGCAGCGUUUUCAUCCGCAUCCUACUAUGAUGCCGUCGAGGAGGAGUGGAACUUGAACGCCAACAAGAACGCCGCCACUCCUCUCGAAUAUUCGAUUCCAGACUGGCCUGCUGGAUUCCAACAUCAACCGAGUCCCGAAAAUUGGAGGUUUCCGUUUUACAGCUUCUUUCUCGACCGAUUUGUUAAUGGCGACCCUACGAACGAUAAUGCUAAUGGGACGACUUGGGAGCAAGACCCCAAGCAAACCCAACUUCGACAUGGAGGCGACAUCAAAGGCCUGCAAGACUCUCUCGAUUACCUCCACGGUCUCGGCAUUCGCGGACUUUAUCUGGUCGGAAGCGCCAUGCUGAAUUUGCCUUGGGAAGCCGACGGUUACAGCCCCCAAGACCACACCAUUCUCGAUCACCAUCUCGGCAACAUUCAAGAAUGGCGAGCAGCUAUCAAGGCCAUCCACGACAAGGGAAUGUAUGUCAUUCUGGACAACACCAUGGCGACCAUGUCCAACCAGUUCGGUUUCGAAGGAUACUACAACACAAGUGCUGAUUGGUCGUUUACCGAGCACAAGAUGAACUACAUCUCAGGAUUCAAGUACCGAGACUUUUACCAGACCAACAACUUCGAAGAUGAAUGCAGCUACGAAUACCCUCGUUUCUGGGACCAAGGAGGUCGCCAGAUCAUCGACAACAACACCGCCUCGAUGAAGGGCUGCAUGGACAGCGAGUUCGAUCAGUUUGGUGAUGUUGGUGCAUUUGGUAUCUACCCCGAAUGGCAAAAGCAGUUGUCGAAGUUCAACGGUGUUCAAGAUCGUCUUCGAGAAUGGAGGCCGCAGGUUUUGGACAAAAUCAAGCACUUUUCUUGCAUGAUGAUCCAGGGUCUGGAUAUUGACGGCUUUCGUAUUGACAAGGCCAUGCAAGUCACGGUCGACCCACAAGGCAACUGGUCUGCGUACCAACGAGAAUGUGCUCAACAAGUCGGCAAGAACAACUUUUUCAUUCCCGGCGAAAUUGUCAACGGUAACGCGGAUGGAUCGAUCUACCUCGGACGAGGCAAGGAGCCACGCAUGCAGAUCUACAACGUCACUGAAGCGAUGAGCACGAACGACUCUGAAUACAUUCGUGCCGAUGGGUACCAAGCCUUGGACGCCGGUGCUUUCCACUACUCGACCUACCGCGCCCUGAUGCGUUUCCUUGGUCUGGACGGAAACCUCCUCGCCUCGAACGACGCCCCGGUCAAUUUCGCAGAUCAAUGGGAGGUUUUCGUUCAAACCAACGACAUGAACAACGCCAUCACCGGCAAGUUCGACCCCCGCCACAUGUAUGGUGUCUCGAACCACGACGUUCUGCGAUGGCCGGGUUUGACGAACGGCACUGAGAGGCAACUUUUGGGUGACUUCGUCAUCACGAUGCUCAUGCCAGGUAUCCCAAUGGUCAGCUGGGGUGAAGAACAAGCCUUCUACGUCCUCGACAACACAGCGGCCAACUACAUCUACGGACGUCAGCCAAUGUCAUCAGCCCAAGCCUGGCAAAUGCACGGUUGCUACAAGGUCGGAAAUCAAAACUUGAACAACUGGCCGGUUAACAGCUCGCUCGUUGGAUGUCAAGAUGAUGGCGUCAGCUUGGAUCACCGCGAUUCUACGCACCCAGUCUACACUGUGCUCAAGCAAAUGUUCGAGAUGCGUAACCGCUACCCUGUUCUCACCGAUGGGUUCAAUGUUCAGCAACUUUCGAAUCAGACGUUCAACUACACUUUGCCUGGAUCGUACGGUGUCCCAACUGAGACAGGACUUUGGAGCGUGGUGAGAACUCGUGUAGAGACCCUUCAAGAUUUUGAAGGCGAAGGCAUGUUUGGCAAUCAGCCCAUUUGGCUGCUCUACUCGAAUUACAACGGAUCGACGACCUACACUUCCGAUUGCCAAAGUGACGAUGCAAUCAUCUCUCCAUUUGACGCUGGAACCACAGUCAAGAACAUGUUUUAUCCGUUCGAAGAGUGGGACCUUGAGGAAUCGCCAGUCACGCUCGGCAUUGAAGGGUCCACGAAGCCGAACGGCUGUCUUUCCAAGCUGAACAUGACACUCUACGGAUGGAAGGCUUUUGUCCCGAAAGAUAACUGGAUUGCACCUUCGCCUGUUCUCACGGGAUUCUCCCCCGGUCACGAUGCUCGUAUCCUCUCCAACAGCACUGGAACCCAGCCAUCGACCGUGGACAUUGAGUUCCGUUUCUCCACGGAGAUGGACUGUCAAUCCCUCAAGGAUUCUAUCACAGUGAACUCCACGACCGAAUCUGGCCGACAAGGUGAGAUCAGCCAGGACAGCAUUGAAUGCCUGACCAUCGACCCCCAGUUCGAGGCGUACUACUACGGACCGAGUCCUUCCAUUUGGCGCGCCCGUGCCACGCUCUCCAACAUGUACGAUGGUGUCCACAUGAUCCAUGUCAACAAUGUGUCCGCUUCAUCUGGCAACGCCUCGACCAACUCCAACGACCACUUCAUGAUCCGUUUGGGCAAGGAGGACAAUCCCAUUGUGUUCCCCACUUCAGCCAACUUUAGCACGACUCUUCUUUACAAGGCCACUUCUUCCAAGCGUGAUGCCAGCAUCACCUCUUCGGGCCUGAUGAUAAACCACAAAGCACCUGGUGCCGACAAGUGGCGAUUUUCAAUGUCGUUCGGCGCCAUCUGGUCUGAAUGGUUUGACUACACUCCAGGCAACGCAACUCUGCCAUCCCAAACCUGGAGCGGAAGUGACUACCAGAAAUGGACUGGUGACCACGUUCAAGUGCAGUACUGGUCUCAGCUUGCCGGCAGCAGUGAUCACGUCGUGGAAGGCGACUUGGUGGGCAGCAACGUUCCGCCACGACGUUUCCCGCAUCUCUUCGUUCACGGAUCCUUCAACCAAUAUGGUUUCGAUUCCGGCCUUCCAAAUGAUAUGAGUCAGCUGGAUAACGGUACCUGGAUGUUCGACUUCAUGGACGAGUGGCCAACCCAGUUCCAGCUUAAUGUUUGGGGAAUGGCCGCUAAUGGUGAACCCGAUGUCAGCUUUGCAAUGGGUGAUGUGGACAACGACACAGUACUGGAUCGUAUCUCUCCAGUGUCCCUACAGCAGUGUGUGGUCAACAUCACGAACAAGGGACCUGAUGCCCCUUACUUGGCAUGGCGCAUUCUGUUCAAUGACGCCGACUUCAGGUACUACUUGGUGCCAGUUGGAAACCGAUACACACAACUCGUACUCUGGAUCCUUCUUGGCUUAGUCCCCGUCAUCACCGCAGGACUGGGCGUCUGGGCCUACAUGCACUUCUUCUACGGCGUCAAGUUCAAUAAGAUCGGUCUAUCAGAGAAGAAAUCUAUCCUGCCAAUCGGUGCGGUCAGCAAAGUCUUCCACCGCGAGAAGAUCGACGAGAAGGACGAGGAACUUGCCACUCCACUGCCUCCCAGCAUGCCAUCUCAAGAUGCUGUUAUUCCAGGAACAUUUGGCGCUGGCGCCACCAUCGAAUCGAAGCGUCGCACUGUGUUGAUCGCAACCAUGGAAUACGACAUCUCUGAUUGGAGCAUCAAGGUCAAGAUCGGUGGUCUCGGUGUCAUGGCGCAACUCAUGGGCAAGAACUUGGAACACCAAGACUUGAUCUGGGUCGUCCCUUGUGCUGGCGGUGUCGAAUAUCCUGUGGACACACCCGGCCUUCCCAUCGAUGUCACUAUUCUCGGACGCACGUAUGAAGUUCAAGUCCAGUACCACAAGCUCAACAACAUCACCUACAUGCUAUUGGAUGCCCCUGUCUUCCGCAGACAGAGCACGAAGGAGCCCUACCCGGCUCGUAUGGACGACUUGGACAGCGCCAUCUACUAUUCAGCUUGGAAUCAGUGUAUCGCUGAGGCAAUGCGUCGUUUUCCCAUCGACCUCUACCACAUCAACGAUUACCACGGCACAGUAGCUCCCUUGUACCUUCUCCCGGACACUAUCCCUUGCUGCUUGUCACUCCACAACGCCGAAUUCCAAGGUCUCUGGCCCAUGAGAAACCCACGAGAAGUUGAGGAAAUUUGCUCAGUCUUCAACCUGCCUCACAAGGUCGUGGAACGCUAUGUCCAAUUCGGUGAGGUUUUCAACCUACUCCACGCCGGUGCCAGUAUCCUUCGCAUCCACCAGAAAGGUUUCGGUGCUGUUGGUGUGUCCAAGAAAUACGGCAAACGUUCAUGGGCGCGAUACCCCAUUUUCUGGGGUCUGAAGAAGAUUGGAGCUCUCCCAAAUCCCGACCCUUCAGAUGUGGCCGAAUGGGACAAGAAACUGGCGAAUCCCGAUGAUAUCCAAGUUGAUCAGGUCUUCGAAAGCGGGCGUGCCGGCCUCAAGCGCCAGGCUCAAGAAUGGGCUGGACUGGAACAGCGAGCGGACGCCGACCUGUUCGUCUUCGUUGGUCGCUGGUCUAUGCAAAAGGGUAUCGACCUGAUUGCCGAUGUCUUCCCUGCUGUUCUGGAACAAUUUGAGCACGUCCAGCUCCUCUGCGUCGGCCCAACCAUUGAUCUUUACGGAAAAUUCGCUGCUUUGAAGCUUGACAAGAUGAUGCAGAAGUAUCCCGGCCGUGUCUACUCGAAACCAGAAUUCACUGCACUUCCACCAUUCAUCUUCAGCGGUGCUGAGUUUGCUUUGAUUCCUAGCAGAGACGAGCCGUUCGGUCUGGUCGCUGUCGAAUUCGGCAGAAAGGGUGCUCUCGGUGUUGGAUCUCGUGUUGGUGGUCUCGGUCAAAUGCCUGGUUGGUGGUACACGAUCGAGUCUUCGACCACCAAGCAUCAAAUGCAUCAAUUCAAGAUGGCCAUCGCAGGUGCUUUGAAGUCCGACUACGAGACUCGUGCGCUCAUGAGAGCUCGUUCUGCCAAGCAGCGAUUCCCUGUGGCUCAAUGGAAGGAAGACCUCGAGAUUCUGCAAGGCACUUCGAUCAAGAUCCACAAGAAACAGAUGGAACGCAUUUCCGCACGACGAAUGGGUCUCGAUGAUAAGAGCGGUGCAUCCAGCGGCUGGAACACUCCAGGUUGGAUGACUCCUCGAAGCGGCUGGGCCACGCCUACCGGCAGCCGUCCCGGUACACGUCCAUCAUCACCCACACGAUCGGGAACCACCACCCCGUCAGGCUCACGCCACGGCUCGUUGUCUCUCGGCAUGCGCCACGGGCCUGGACACUCACCACCUCAAACCAUCAGCUCUUCACGAAGCGGAUCCUCGCAAAGGCCGGAAACCUCGAGAAGGAACUCGGUCGAAGACCAGGCUGCCGAGAGAAGACGUCUGAGCAGUAUUGAGGACGAGGAGUACAUUAGCGCGCAAGCUGCUGAGGAGUCUAAACGCAGAUCUCAAUUGGGCAACACAAUCAACGAGAUGAACUAUGGCCUGAGGGAUGGUACGCGAAACAACAACAACAACGAGCCAAGUCCGCCUGAGCGAGCUCACAACCCAUACUUCUCGGCUUCACCUUCGACGCCCGGAGGUGCUGACACUCCUAGUGGCCAACAGUUCCCCUUCCUGGCGCGCCCACACACCCCAGUACGAGAAGAUGCACCAAGUAUUCCUCAAACACCGCUUUCGACCGAGAAGGUCAUGGACGAGAAGAAGGAUCAACCACAGGAUCUCACGCCGUUCUUCACUGACCCUACGGGCUUGUACUUCAAGACUUUCGAGAAGAAGCUCGACACACUCAACGGCAAAAAUUCAGAGAGUGCGCUUUGUAUUGAAGAGUACCUUGAGAAGUCUGAGAAGCAGUGGUUCCACCGCCUGCACGAGGCCAAGAUGAGCCGCGCCAACAGCCCAACCGCAUCCAAGUUUGCAACCCCAGCUGGAUCGAUCUACGAAGGUGUCGACACUGACGAGUCGCUGGCCCAGUUCUUGCUGCCUGCCAACUACAAGGCGCCCACCGGUAUUCGUCGCCUGAUGCUUUACAAGGUCGGUGACUGGCCGGUGUACUCACUGCUCCUGGCGCUGGGUCAGAUUCUGGCAGCCAACUCAUACCAGAUCACUCUCAUCAGUGGGCAGAUUGGUCAAACUGCCGGCCAGCUCUACGCUAUCGCCUGUAUCUACCUCGCAACGACUCUGAUCUGGUGGUUCCUUUUCCGACGUCUGGCCUCCAUCUACGUCUUGAGCAUGCCUUGGAUCUUUUACGGGCUUGCUUUCUGGCUCCUGGCGUUUGCACCUUAUGGACAAACAGAGAGUGCUCGCGGAUGGGUGCAGAACGUGGCCACGGCCAUGUACGCCGUCGCUUCGUCAUCUGGAUCGCUUUUCUUCGCGCAAAACUUCGGUUCUCUGGGUUCUGCACCCGUCAAGGACUGGGCGUUCCGUGCUUGCGCCAUCCAAGGCACACAGCAGCUCUAUGUCGUCGGCCUUUGGGCCUGGGGUAGCAAGCUUACUGCCAUGAACAACCAAGGAGAGGCCACCUCGCUCGGCAGCAAGAUGACGGCAAUUGGUAUUCCAAUCUCUCUCUUCUUGUGGGCAGUCGGCCUGGUGCUGUUCUUCGGCCUGCCUGACUUCUACCGCCAGAAGCCUGGUGCGGUGCCUGACUUUUACUCUUCCAUCUUCCGAAGGAAGAUCAUCGUCUGGUUCUUGCUUGCGGUCUUCAUCCAGAACAUAUUCCUGUCCGCACCAUACGGUCGCAAUUGGUCAUACCUUUGGAGCUCCAAGGCCGCGCCUGGUUGGGCAAUCUUCUUACUCAUCGUGCUGUUCUUCGUGGCAGUCUGGGCACUCGUCCUCUGGUUCUUCGGUCACCUAUCCACGACACACAGCUGGAUCAUUCCAAUCUUCGCCAUUGGUCUCGGCGCCCCCAGAUGGUGCCAGAUCCUGUGGGCCACUUCCAACAUCGGCCAAUACCUACCUUGGGCUGGCGGGCCAGUCGCAUCAGCGGUACUUGGACGAGCAUUAUGGCUGUGGCUGGGUGUUUUGGAUUCCGUUCAAGGCAUUGGCUUUGGUAUGAUCCUGCUCCAGACCAUGGUGCGGUUCCAUUGCUCGUUCGUGCUGAUGGCUGGCCAAUGCAUCGGUGCCAUCGCAACCAUCAUCGCCCGAGCCGACGGCCUCAACUCGAUAGGACCGGGACCGACAUUCCCCAACUUCGCCGGCGGUUGGUCAGAAGGGCUCGCACAGCCCUGGUUCUGGAUCGGCCUCCUCUUCCAACUCGGCAUCUGCGUCGGGUUCUUCACCUUCUUCCGCAAGGAACAACUCACGAAGCCGUAA
Messenger RNA from Zasmidium cellare ATCC 36951, 7224 nucleotides. RefSeq names its product glycosyltransferase family 5 protein. Gene Ontology annotation, cellular component: fungal-type cell wall. Gene Ontology annotation, biological process: fungal-type cell wall (1->3)-alpha-glucan biosynthetic process. The transcript has 2 exons. The coding region runs from base 1 to 7224 and encodes 2407 amino acids. The record is from RefSeq and is a predicted model, not a curated record. Gene Ontology annotation, molecular function: alpha-1,3-glucan synthase activity. NCBI's taxonomy places the organism in Eukaryota, Fungi, Ascomycota, Dothideomycetes, Mycosphaerellales, Mycosphaerellaceae.